Molecule: messenger RNA, 1608 nt
Organism: Sarcophilus harrisii (Tasmanian devil)
Lineage: Eukaryota; Metazoa; Chordata; Mammalia; Dasyuromorphia; Dasyuridae
Product: lys-63-specific deubiquitinase BRCC36
Exons: 1
Coding region: 93-878 (261 amino acids)
Biological process (GO): double-strand break repair
Cellular component (GO): BRCA1-A complex; BRISC complex
Molecular function (GO): polyubiquitin modification-dependent protein binding; cysteine-type deubiquitinase activity; metallopeptidase activity
Source: RefSeq, a predicted model, not a curated record
CUCCGCCGGGAAGGCGCUGGGUCUGCGCAAGCGCCGCAGCUGCAUUAGGCGAGCGGCCCUCCGAACCGGAAGUGGGCAACGCGGGAUUCGCCAUGGCCGUGGUGGCCGUGCACCUGGACUCGGACGCCUUCCUGGUGUGCCUCAACCACGCCCUGAGCACGGAGAAGGAGGAGGUGAUGGGGCUGUGCAUCGGCGAGGUGGACGCCUGCAAGAUCGUGCACAUCCACUCGGUGAUCAUCCUGCGGCGCUCGGACAAGCGCAAGGACCGCGUGGAGAUCUCCCCCGAGCAGCUGUCGGCCGCGUCCACGGAGGCCGAGCGCCUGGCCGAGCUCACGGGCCGCCCGGUGCGCGUGGUGGGCUGGUAUCACUCGCACCCGCACAUCACCGUGUGGCCGUCGCACGUGGACGUGCGCACGCAGGCCAUGUACCAGAUGAUGGACCAGGGCUUCGUGGGCCUCAUCUUCUCCUGCUUCAUCGAGGACAAGAACACCAAGACCGGCCGCCUCCUGUACACGUGCUUCCAGUCGGUGCAGGCGCAGAAGAGCGCCGACUACGAGCGGAUCGAGAUCCCCAUCCACGUGGUGCCGCACGACACCAUCGGCAAGGUGUGCCUCGAGUCGGCCAUCGAGUUACCCAAGAUCCUUUGCCAGGAGGAGCAGGACGCGUACCGGCGCAUCCACAGCCUCUCCCACCUGGACUCGGUCACCAUGAUCCACAACGGCUCCGUCUUCACCAAGAACCUCUGCAGCCAGAUGUCGGCCAUCAGCGGGCCCCUGCUGCAGUGGCUGGAGGACCGGCUGCAGCAGAACCAGCAGCGCGCGCGGGAACUGCAGCGGGAAAAGGAGCAGCUGCUGCAGGAGCUGGCCACCCUGGAUUGAGGCGCCGGGGGCAAGGAGGGAGGGGGCGGGGUUCCUCGGGGGGAGGGGUCUUUCCUAGCGAUUGCUCCUGGGUUCGCUCGCUCUGGGAUCGCCCGCAGAUCUAGAGAGCAAAACUUGUACAGAGACUCCCCGUGGCCCGAGGAUGGACGAACCCGGUUUUUAUAUAAAGUAUUUUGGCAAAAACUCCAAGAGAAUUGUCUGUGCAUUUAAUUACUCAGAGGGCAGUGAAGAGCACCGUUGUGGGUAUGAGCAGACCGAAUCCAGUAUAGCAAGCAUUGGAAGAAGUGCGGAGGAAGAGAGAAAUGGGCAUUCUGGGAAGGGUCGGAGCCGCCACCAUGCCCUGUCCGAGGUGCAAGGAGCCUUCCUGGAGCCUGUGGAUGGCAGCAUGUACCUCUGUACAGAUGUGUGCAAAAUAGAAAGGCCCGUAAGUGACUCAGUACUAGAACACUUAGGGUCAGAAAGUCCUGAGUUGGAAUCUGCAGAGAACUAGUUUUGUGAGUCCAGGGCUCACACUUUAACUUUUCUCAUCUGUAAAAUGGGCAUUAAUAAUAGCACCUACCGCACUGCACAGGGUUGUUGUAAGGAUCAAAGCACGAUGGUGGGGAUCAAGGAGAUGGAAUGGGAAAGACUUCAUUUAAAGAUGGCUUUUCUUGCCCAGAUGUAAUUAGAUGCUUCAGGCAUAUUAACUAAUAUGUAUCCAUGUAUCCUAAUGUGUAUAUGUGUUUAUAUA